GGGAGGAGAGUCACAGACUGGAGCCAGGCACCGACACGAGAGCACGGAGAGCGGGGGAUAGCGGGACACAGCCAUGAAAACCCCGGCAGAGCCAGGGUUUGCCUUUCCCGACUGGGCCUACAAGCCGGAGUCCAGCCCGGGAUCCCGACAGAUCCAGCUCUGGCAUUUCAUUCUGGAGCUGCUGCGGAAAGAGGAGUAUCACGAUGUCAUCGCCUGGCAGGGGGACUACGGGGAGUUCGUCAUCAAGGACCCCGACGAGGUGGCGCGGCUGUGGGGGGUCCGGAAAUGCAAACCGCAGAUGAACUAUGACAAGCUGAGCCGGGCACUCAGGUAUUAUUAUAACAAGCGGAUCCUCCACAAAACCAAAGGCAAGCGAUUCACUUACAAGUUCAACUUCAACAAACUGGUGCUAGUCAACUACCCGUUUAUAGACAUGAGCAUGGCAGGAGGGCCGGUCCCUCAGAGCGCUCCACCUGUUCCUUCAGGAGGUACCCACUUCCGCUUCCCACCCUGCACCCCAUCGGACGUCCUCUCUCCCAACGAGGAUCUGCGCUCUCCCACGCUCUUCUCUUCCGUGGCAAGGCGCUUGGCUCGCGGCUCAGUCAGCGACUGCAGUGAUGGCACGUCCGCCAACUCAGAGGUGGAAGAGAGUCUUAACGAGGAACAUCACCGCAGGGGCCCUGGGCCGGAUAUCCCAGCAUUCAGAGGGCCACCCCUCCCCCGGCUCCCCCACGAGAGCCUCUUCAGGGUAUAUCCUCGACCACGAGUACCAGAACCACUCAGCCCAUUCCCAGUAUCUCCAAUGGGUGCACCAACUGGCCUGCUCCCUCCACAGCUUUCUCCAGCUCUACCCAUGACACCCAACCAUAUGAACUACACACCCUCACCCACCCUGAGCCCCAUGUACCCCGGGGGCAGCCACUUCUCCUUCAACCCCGAAGACAUGAAGCGCUACCUCCAGGCGCACACGCAGAGCGUGUAUAACUACCACCUCAGCCCGAGGGCGUUCUUACACUACCCGAGUAUCGUGGUGCCUCAGCCGCAUCGUCCCGACAAGCCCCUGCAUCUGCCCCCCGAAGAACCACCCUUCAAAUUUAAACUCCAGCCCCCUCCGCUCGGCAGAAAGCAGCGGGAGCGACCCAUGGACAUUGGGUCAUCCGCCGCCUCCUCGUCUUCCAUUGUCCCUCAAAUCAAGGUGGAGCCCAUAUCCGACGCGGAGGAGGAAGACGAGGAGGAGCUGAUGGUGGAGGUGACGGACAUCAGCGAGGAGGAAGAAGACGAGGAGGUGUUUAAAACCCCUACCGCUCCGGAACAGAAGCCCCUACCUUCCCCGCUGCCCAACAGGGAUGAGGAGCCUCUUAGCGCCGGACCAGAGACGGGAAGGUGCAUCCCGCUCAAGUUGCGCUUCAAGCGCCGAUGGAGUGAAGACCAGCGCCUGGAGGCCGAGGGCGCGGGAGAGGAUUCUGACAAAAAGGUGCGAGGUAACCAGGAAGAGCCGAGUCUCCCUCCUCAGCCGGGCGGCGUUCCCUGCAGAAGGGUGAGCGCCGACCUACAACGCGCCACAGAGGAACUAUCGCUAGAGAACCGCGAUUCCCAAUGA
Messenger RNA from Spea bombifrons (plains spadefoot toad), 1600 nucleotides. RefSeq names its product ETS2 repressor factor (gene ERF). Gene Ontology annotation, cellular component: nucleus. The transcript is spliced from 4 exons. The record is from RefSeq and is a predicted model, not a curated record. Gene Ontology annotation, molecular function: DNA-binding transcription factor activity, RNA polymerase II-specific; sequence-specific DNA binding. Lineage: Eukaryota; Metazoa; Chordata; Amphibia; Anura; Pelobatidae. Gene Ontology annotation, biological process: cell differentiation; regulation of transcription by RNA polymerase II. The coding region runs from base 74 to 1600 and encodes 508 amino acids.